AUGCCUCCAGCUUUAAGUGACUCCGAGUCCGACGCUGGCGUCGCUACUAUUCCGACCCGCCCAGCUCCCGCGAAUGGCUCAGCAGGCCCCAAGAUUGUCGGCGGCCCGGACGCAGUAAUCGACGACGAAGAUUUGCCUGGCUCAGAAGGAGAGGAAGACAAUGAGGAUGAGGACGGCGAGGAGGAGGAGGAUGUAUUUGUCGUCGAGGCGAUUAAAAAGCACAUGGUUGAUGAAGAGGGCAUCCUCCGAUUCCAGGUGAAGUGGGAAGGCUACGAGAAGAAGGCGGACAUGACGUGGGAGCCCGAAGAGAACCUGGAGGAGGACGCAAGUGAGAUCCUCAAGGAGUAUUUUGCCAAAGUAGGCGGUCGGGAUGCCAUCCUUGCGCAACACGCAAAAGCCACCAAGGGGAAGAAGCGCGGGCGACAGUCCGCGGGCCCCAGCACAUCGAAGCGCUCGAAGCGCGAAGCUCAUCCCGAUGAGGAGGACGCGCCGGCAUCGAAGCCCAAGUCGUUCGUCCCGCCAGCAGGGUCAUGGGAAGACGAAGUCGUUAGCAUCGACGCGGCUGAUGAAGAUGGCAACGGCACCCUGACCAUCUUUUUAAAUUGGCAAAAUGGCGCAAAGACGAAGCAUCCUCCCAGCGUUGUCUACAAACGAUGCCCACAAAAGAUGUUGCGUUUCUACGAGCGCCACGUGAAGAUUGUGACCACUAUGAAGAACGAGGCGGAGGAAAAGGUGCAGACGUUGACACAGGCCGAGGAUGAGAACUAA
This is a messenger RNA of Emericellopsis cladophorae, 768 nucleotides long. RefSeq names its product chromo domain-containing protein. The transcript has 6 exons. The record is from RefSeq and is a predicted model, not a curated record. Gene Ontology annotation, cellular component: nucleus; pericentric heterochromatin. Bases 1 to 768 code for a protein of 255 amino acids. Lineage: Eukaryota; Fungi; Ascomycota; Sordariomycetes; Hypocreales; Bionectriaceae. Gene Ontology annotation, biological process: negative regulation of transcription by RNA polymerase II; chromatin organization. Gene Ontology annotation, molecular function: chromatin binding.